GCAUAUAAUUGCAGUGCAAAUUGAGAUUCCAACGACUGUGAUGCUGUCGGAGUAGCGGAGGCUAGAUAACGAUGUCGCCGCCAUCUAUACGGUGCCACGGUGGUGCUGGUUACUCACAGGGAGGCGAGGAUGCAGAAACCCCUUCUCACAAAGAAAUCCCUUCGUACCAGUGCCGAACUAUUGUACAACACUGUAGUACUUAUUUUGGCCAAAAUUAGGCCGAACAUAUAUCAACAGAGCUUUCUCUCAAUUCUUUCUUCCUGGCCAAGACAAGCGAGACUGCUCUCCUGUUGAUUUUCGCACAUUAAUUAUAACCUAGCGAUCUCGUUUUUUUACUCGAUCGUUGUCCCUUCCUUCGUUUGGUGAAGGGUUUCCAUGGCUGCCCGAAGGUUAUACAGUGGAAUACAGUGUUUGAUGAAUUAUUACUAAGAAGAUGGAUCUAAUUCUAAAGAACAUUCCAAAUUAUCUUCAUCAGGAAUUCCUGCUUUCAACAUACAUGAAUACCUGAGAAUGACAAUCCGGACAAACAGUCAACUUAUUGACCAUGGAUCUGAGCAAUUCCAAAAGAAAGCAGAUUGCAGCUUAAUGAACAAGAGUCCCGCAGGAAAAGAACGGCAAGACCCGGAGUUGGAUUCGUAUAGUGCUCUAAAAGACAGUGCUACUUCUAGCCUGAAGGCUUCUCCUAGGCAUGACCUUGCCAUGAUCUAUACGUGUAAGGUAUGUGAAACAAGGUCUGUGAAGACUGUGUGCCGUGAAUCUUAUGAGAAAGGUGUGGUUGUGGUGCGUUGUGGUGGGUGCAACAACCUUCACCUAAUUGCAGACCUGCUGGGGUGGUUUGGACAGCCGGGGAGCAUAGAGGACCUCCUUGCUGCUCGUGGAGAGGAAGUGAAGAAGGGUUCAGUCGAUUCCUUAAGUCUUACCCUUGAAGAUUUGGCUGGAAAGAAACUUUGAAUAGACCAAACAGGCAGAAACAUUGAGGUGAAAAUAGAUGUUUUGGAAUGCUGGAGUUUAAUUUUCAUAUCAGUGG
Cuscuta campestris is the source of this 1027-nucleotide messenger RNA. The record is from the annotation of a GenBank genome assembly. NCBI's taxonomy places the organism in Eukaryota, Viridiplantae, Streptophyta, Magnoliopsida, Solanales, Convolvulaceae.